Messenger RNA from Caenorhabditis briggsae, 180 nucleotides. The record is from RefSeq and is a predicted model, not a curated record. Lineage: Eukaryota; Metazoa; Nematoda; Chromadorea; Rhabditida; Rhabditidae. The coding region runs from base 1 to 180 and encodes 59 amino acids. The transcript has 2 exons.
AUGAUUCCAAGACUCGAAGACUUCUUCAAUGUUACGGUAGAGGAUGGGCCACCACCACUCUGGCCGACAAGAACGCACAAAAGACUGGCAUGUAUUGGCCUCGUGGUUGGCGCAAUCACCGCAUCGAUUCUCACCGUUUGCAUUGGAGCCACCAUCUGGGUCGAGAUGAAAAAUGAUUAA